Messenger RNA from Gryllus bimaculatus (two-spotted cricket), 501 nucleotides. The record is from the annotation of a GenBank genome assembly. Lineage: Eukaryota; Metazoa; Arthropoda; Insecta; Orthoptera; Gryllidae.
AUGUGUACGGAUGUUUGGCAGUCGGCAGCCAAGGUGGAAACGCACUCUUGCCGCCACGCGAUGAAGCCGGCCAACAAGGAGAAGAACCAGAACCAGAAGUGCAUUCCAUACGACUACAAUCGCGUGGUGCUGGACCCCAUGGUGGACACCCCCGACUCGGACUACGUCAACGCCUCCUACGUGGACUUGUGCUUGGUGCAUAGCCAGCCUCGAAGGCCUAAAGUCACCGCAAGUGACUGUAUUAAUAACGUGGAUUUAUCAAGAAAAAUAGAUCGUUAUGACGAAGAGUGUGUAGUGACUGACGUAAGCCCCCCAUGUGACGCCCGCCCCUUGGUGUGCGCAGAGCCUCCUGAAGCCGAACGCGUACAUCGUCACGCAGGGGCCGACGGAAGUGACGGUGUGCGACUUCUGGCGCAUGGUGUGGCAGGAGAACCCCAGCUGCAUCGUCAUGCUCACCAAGACGUUCGACUUCAUUCGGUAUGUUAUAAUACCAAUUACUAA